Messenger RNA from Aspergillus heteromorphus CBS 117.55, 825 nucleotides. RefSeq names its product glutathione transferase. Lineage: Eukaryota; Fungi; Ascomycota; Eurotiomycetes; Eurotiales; Aspergillaceae. The transcript has 6 exons. The coding region runs from base 88 to 825 and encodes 245 amino acids. The record is from RefSeq and is a predicted model, not a curated record.
UCUCUCUCCAUCUGCCAUAUCCUAUACACAACCACAACCAGACAUACGACAUAAUUAUACUUAUAACUACAAGUUGCAAUCAUCACAAUGUCCCAGCCCAUCACCGUCUGGCUCACCACCUCGGACCCCGACUCAUGGAAGGUCAUCACCAUCCUCGAAGAACUCACCGUCCCCUACAAGAUCAAACCGCUCAGCUUGAACGAGGUCAAACAAGCCCCCUUCACCAUCAUCAACCCCACCGGCAGCGUCCCAGCAAUCCACGACCCCAACACAAACCUCACCCUCUGGCAAUCCAACUCCAUAAUCCAAUACCUAAUCACAACCUAUGACACCCACCACCUCCUCACCUACGAUACCCUGCCCGAGACACACCUCCUGAACCAAUACCUUCACUUCCAGGGCAGUACCCAAGGGCCGAACUUUGAGAAUUGUGGAUUGUUUUCAAUCCACCACCCCACUCACCUCCCCAGCGCUAUAGCCCACUACACAGCCGAAGUCCACCGCACCCUGGGCGCGUUGAACACCAUCCUCGAGAAGCGCGACUGGCUCGUGGGCGAGAAAUGUACAUACGUUGAUCUCGCCUUCUUACCGUGGAACGCGCAGGUGAAGACGCUGGUUCCGGACACGGCGGAGGAAGCGAAGAGUUAUCCGUGGGUGGAGAGAUGGCAGGAACGCAUGGAGGGGAGGGAGGCGUGGAGGAGGGUGUUAAAGAUAUAUACAGAUUUAUUAGGAAAUGAUGUAGAGAAAGAUGGCCCUUAUCAAUCUGCUGUGACACCCCUUCGCCCCCUCAAAUCGGGCACAAAACGAAGCCAUACAAUUCUUUAA